UCUCUAGAAACGAUUUUGGAGAAAAUUAAUUAAUGCGCCAUUUCUAGAAGUAAUUGAUUCAAAUGCGUUGAAUCGUACGCCUUUCAAGUCAGCCAUGGCGCUUCCAUUUCUUUAACUAACUUCUCAACAGAAACACAUUUGGUAAUCAAUCAUACAUUUCGACCACCAUACUUCAAUGGAGACGGAGAAUAACAGAGCACAAAGUGUGAAAGAAGAGAGAGAGAUGGAAAACAAGCUUGGCAGUCGGAACACCAUGAAAAAGGAAGAGAAGAAGAAGUUGAGCUUUAUUCCGAGAUUUCCGUGUAUGAGAGUAGACGACAGCGUUCCGGCGGUGGAGACGCCAGCCGCCGACGGUGGUUUCGACAUGGAGGCUGCUUGCAAGGGGAGGGACCACUCACCGACGCACCUCGUUGUUACGAUCAAUGGGAUUAUUGGAAGUGCUCAAAAUUGGAGGUAUGCAGCAAAGCAGUUCAUGAAGGCGUAUCCAGAUGACGUUAUAGUACAUUGCAGUCAGUCUAAUACUUCAAUGUUGACGUUUGAUGGUGUUGAUGUUAUGGGGAAGAGAUUAGCUGAUGAGGUGAUUUCUGUUGUCGGGCGUCAUCCAAAGCUUCAAAAGAUUUCUUUUCUAGGUCACUCACUUGGUGGCGUGAUAGCAAGAUACGCCAUUGCUGUGCUUUACCAACAAAAUGUAACACCAAAACAUGGUGAACAAAAUGGUGAACAUGUUGGGGAUGAGUCACAUAGAUCAUCUCUGGAGGAGAAACAAAGGGGAUAUAUUGCUGGGCUUGAACCUGUGAACUUCAUUACCUUUGCAACGCCGCAUCUUGGUUCGAGGGGGCAUAAACAGGUUCCAGCUUUCUGUGGGCUCUACACCAUGGAGAAAUUAGCAUCCCGUGCUUCAUUUCUACUAGGUAGAACAGGGAAGCAUUUAUUCUUGAAUGAUUCUGAUGAUGGAAAAGCUCCCAUUCUUCUGAGAAUGAGCAGCGACUCUGAAGAUCUUAAAUUUAUAUCUGCAUUGCAGUCAUUCAAGAGGCGUGCUGCCUAUGCAAAUGUACGCUUUGACAAUCUUGUGGGGUGGAGUUCAUCAUCAUUGCGUCGUCGGAGUGAGCUCCCAAAGCGUCGGAGUCUCGUGAGAAAUGCUAAAUACCCCCAUAUUGUCAACGAGGAAAAAUCAAAUGCCGUCAGCCCUCAAGGAGAAGUUUCCUUAGAAGUCAAAGUUGCUAGAGGCAGAACCAGGGAUAUGGAAGAGACGAUGAUCAGAGGGCUAACUAGUCUGAACUGGGAGCGAGUCGAUGUCAACUUCAACGGAGGUGUGCAAAGACUUCUUGCCCAUAACACAAUUCAGGUUAAAACUCAAUGCAUCAAUUCUGACGGUGCGGAUGUAAUACAACAUAUGAUCGAUAACUUUCAACUGUAAGAGAGUGUAUCAAGUUAUCUAGAGUGUAUAUAAUGAAAGCAGUUGUGUGCAAGUUGCUAAUGUUGCCCUGAUGCAAACAUCUAAAGAGAUAGGGAAAGAGUAGUUGUUUCUCAACAGAAGAUGCAUAGCCAUAGCAUGGAGUCCAUUUGUAGAAUAGUUAUAGUGGAUUUUGGAUCUCACUUUGUAUUAUUUUCUGCAGCAGAACUACUGAUCUGAUGCUGUAAAAUUUUGAGGUGUAAAUACUUUAAUUUCAAUUCGUACAGAUAUUCAACUUAAUUUUAAAAAUUUAUUCAUGUUA
Molecule: messenger RNA, 1715 nt
Organism: Salvia miltiorrhiza (redroot sage)
Lineage: Eukaryota; Viridiplantae; Streptophyta; Magnoliopsida; Lamiales; Lamiaceae
Product: putative lipase ROG1
Exons: 10
Coding region: 176-1417 (413 amino acids)
Source: RefSeq, a predicted model, not a curated record